AUGGGAUUUAUGAUAUUUGGCAGUUGCAACACCAAGCUGCAGUUACAAAAAGGAGGCACAGAGACAAGCCCUGAGAUAACCUUCUCCCGAGAUAGAUGACGGGGCCUCAGUAAGUGAGAUAUUUGCUGCGCUCCCUACAGGAGGUAUUGGUAGUAGUAGGCUGGUAUAGUAGGUUAUGCCCGAGAUGCUAGUAGGUUACAUCAGUUUUGGGAAGGUAAUGGCUGUCCUGCAUGAUGGAUUUCUGGAAGAUACUUGAGCUUGAGGGUUUCCUUCGCAUAGCUGAACGGAGCAUCAGAAUAGAAGAUAUUAUGAGAGGCUUGAAUUGGUAGAGUGCUAGUAUAUUGGUUGAUAAAGAAUAAUAGGGAAUGCAUUUCAUUUCAGUGCAUUCUACAACAUGCUCGCAUUUCAUCUUGGGUUGUUUCUCUAUUCCUGGUUACACAUGCGUGCCAUCUUGGUCUGCGGGGCUCGUAUGGAUACACGUAGCCCGAGGACAAAAAACAAUCUAAGAGCAAACCUAUUGGUCUUUACAUGCCAGAAAGCAAGAGAUAACAGGGCCAGAUUUCUUCUUUUCAAGAUCAAAAAGGCGGCACCUGCCCUGCUUCCUUCCGUCCAAUUGCCUCUCUUUCUCUCUCUCUCUCUCCCCUGUUCGGCCCCGGCCGAAUCCCAUAGCCUCCCAUGGCGACGUCCUCAUGCCAUUGCUCAAAAAGACGUAUCUUCAGAAUAUGCUGCUCCUGCUCCUUAUGUGCAUAUAUAUAACUAUAGGCUUAUGCUUCCGUAGACCCCCAAAUCUCAAAACCGAUUGCUGUUUCACUCACGAAGAUACCUCUUCGGGGGUUUACACUGUUUUGAAAUUUGGGUGUCUAUGGAAGCACAAGCCGGUAUGGUCUUAUGGAAAUUAAACUUGUGUGCCUCCCAGCAUGAAUUUUGGGCCCCUGCUCUACUUCAUGCUGCUAUCAUAUUCCUGUACCCUUGAGGCCUUGACAUACUAAACCGAUUAGUGUCUUGUUCUUUGGCAGGGUACGUAACCCUUCUUUUUUUUGAGUCCAAAAGUUCAGAACAAAAAAAUAAAGAGAGAAACACCAAAGUGUUUCUCUGAAACCGUCAUGCCGUUCUUAAAAAGGAAGAAGAUGGUAACUUGAUUGUGAACGUGAUGCGGGCGGGCUGGACAGAUAGGAGGCACACACUUUAUAUAAGCUCCAUGGAAGCCUCUUUCAUCGAUCAACUCUACGGCUACAAAGUAAAACAGAAAGAUUCAAGUGCCCAUGACUUGAAAAUCAUCCGCAGUGGAGUGUUGGGGAAACUCAAAUCGCAGAGGACCAAUGUUCGUGCUCCAGUAACGGCCGAAUGCCUCCUGCCUGCAAACCCGUGGAUGCGUGACUGCAGCAGCAGCAGCAAUGCAAGAAGUGAUGUACUCCUAGCAAAAACCGCAGUGGGUGAUCACGAGUCUGGUAUAUGGACUAUCCAUGGGAGGAGUCCGUUGUCGCAUGAAAGGGAAUUGGGAGCUUGCAAUGGAGAAAAACUUCUCCAUGAUAAUACAGAGGUCUCUGAUAAGAAUUUUUCUGACUACGAGGCGAAUGUCGAUGCGGAAUCAAGUAAAUCGUGCAAGAAAAGGAGGUUAAGCAGUACUUCCACUUACUGAAUGAUCAAGUGAGCUCGCAUGAUUAAUUAGCAUAUAGUGUGUUGCAAGCAUUGAGAUGAAAAGCAACACACCGAAUUACUCAAAGAGCCUGUUUGCUGCCUCAAAAUCUGUUCGGAGCCUGUU
This is a messenger RNA of Lolium perenne, 1762 nucleotides long. RefSeq lists its product as uncharacterized. Lineage: Eukaryota; Viridiplantae; Streptophyta; Magnoliopsida; Poales; Poaceae. The record is from RefSeq and is a predicted model, not a curated record. Gene Ontology annotation, biological process: response to cold; regulation of circadian rhythm.